Messenger RNA from Magnolia sinica, 2557 nucleotides. RefSeq names its product SWI/SNF complex component SNF12 homolog. The transcript has 3 exons. Lineage: Eukaryota; Viridiplantae; Streptophyta; Magnoliopsida; Magnoliales; Magnoliaceae. Gene Ontology annotation, cellular component: SWI/SNF complex; nucleus. The record is from RefSeq and is a predicted model, not a curated record. The coding region runs from base 536 to 2131 and encodes 531 amino acids. Gene Ontology annotation, biological process: regulation of transcription by RNA polymerase II.
CCUGAUUCUGAUGAAUUCUAAAGGACCUGAUUUUCAAACUAGGGCCCAUUCUCCAAGAGGUCCAUCAAACGAACGUCUCAGGUCUCUCACACAUUGGCACGUGCACCUUUAUACAUAGGCAAGGGCAUUUUCGUAGUUUUAUCCUACUCGAAGAAAACAAAAGAGUUCGAGCGUCUACAGCGUCUCUGUGGCCUCGCCACUCAAAGUCUCCGACUGAAGCAGAAGUGAAGAAUUCCCAAAACCGCUACACUGAAAUGAAAGAGAUUCAGGACUUUGAAGAGUCUUACACCAGGCCAGGGAUUGUCAGGGUUCUAAUAUUGAAUUAGGGUUUUGAUCCUCUGAACGAAAUUAGGGUUUAUGCCCUUUUCCGUCAGUAAAAUAAGAACGAGGUUAGGGUUUCGAAGUUGUUUAAAUGAAAUUUGGCGCUUUCGAGGGCUCUCAUUGGAAUUGGGGUUUCCAUCUUUUUAUUUGCUGAAAUGAUAGGGUUUUGCAAAAAUCAGGGUUAGGGUUUCAUGGAAUUAGGGUUUAGAUAGCAAUGGCAGCCAAUAACAAUAGCUCUUCCCCUUUGGGGGGUGCUGCUGGAGGUGUCUCACCGUCGAUGGCGAUGAAUCUGCCUGCCAAUCUCCAUGCUCCAUUGCAAUCGCAAUCACAGUCGCAGUCACAGUCGCAAUCUCCAUUCCAAACCCCAAUGCAGCUUCAACACGCCCAGAUCUUGGCCCAACUCCAGUCUCGGAACCAGGUACACGCUGAAGCACGAGCGCAGUUCCAAGCCCAGUUACAGGCCCAAGGCAUUGGUAGUUCGUCUUCACCCUCCCUUUCGACACCCGGUACUGCUGGAACAAAGCGGGUCCUCCAGAAACCUCCAGCUGCUCGCCCCCCUGGCCCCGGUGGUACGGCCACAGCCUCUCCUUUCAAGACUACAGAGCUGACCCCUGCUGCAAAGCGGAAGAAGCGGAAGCUUCCAGAGAAGCAGCUCCCUGACAGAGUGGCUGCGCUGCUGCCGGAAUCUGCCCUUUACACACAGUUAUUGGAGUUUGAGGCUCGGGUUGAUUCUGCUAUUGUGAGGAAGAAAGUUGAUAUCCAAGAGUCAUUGAAAAACCCACCUUGUACUCAAAAAACCCUUCGAAUAUAUGUAUUCAACACCUUCUCUAACCAAAAUCGGACAAUUACGGAAAGGAAGCAUUUUGAGCCUCCUUCUUGGUCCCUUAAGAUUAUUGGAAGGAUCUUGGAAGACAGGGCCAAUGCGGAUCCCAAUGCCAGCAUGGGGAUCCAAAAACUAACCCCUCUAUACCCCAAAUUCUCAUCUUUCUUCAAGCGGGUCACAAUCUCGCUUGAUCCGAGCUUGUAUCCUGACAACUCCACAAUUGUGUGGGAUAACGCCCGUGCACCCGUGCAGCAUGAAGGUUUCGAGGUUAGAAGGAAAGGGGAUAAGGAAUUCAAUGUGAGCAUACGGCUGGAGAUGAACUACGUCCCUGAGAAAUUCAAAUUGUCACCGGAACUGACGGAAGUUCUUGGUAUUGAGGUUGAUACACGCCCGAGGAUCAUAGCUGCAAUUUGGCAUUACGUGAAGGUGAAGAAAUUGCAGAACCCAAGUGAUCCACUGUACUUUGCAUGUGACCCUCCUCUCCGGAAGGUGUUUGGAGAAGAGAAGAUGAAAUUUGCUAUGGUCUCGCAGAAGAUCUCACAACACCUGUCACCUCCGCAGCCUAUACAGUUGGAGCAUAGGAUCAAGCUGUCAGGGAACAAUCCAGCUGGCAAUGUUUGCUACGAUGUACUGGUGGACAUUCCUUUUCCAUUACAGAAGGAAAUGUCAGCAUUCUUGUCUAAUACGGAGAAGCACAAGGAAAUUGAUGCCUCCGAUGAAUUGAUUUGUAAUGCCAUAAAAAAGAUCCAUGAGCACCGUCGGAGGCGGGCAUUCUUUCUUGGGUUUAGUCAGUCUCCAGUGGAGUUCAUUAAUUCUUUGAUUGCUUCUCAAAGUAGGGACCUGAAGCUUGUUGCGGGGGAAGCAAGUCGUAAUGCUGAAAAGGAGCGCCGUGCAGACUUCUACAACCAACCAUGGGUUGAAGAUGCUGUUAUUCGUUAUCUGAACCGCAAGCCAGCUGCAGGAAAUGAUGCUCCUGCAAGCACAUGAAAAAGGGAUUGUCUAGAUGAAGAUAUCAUACUUACUCAUGCUUGCCUGCGCAAUGCAUACGCGACCUUGCUUUUGUUGUUGUGGCGUGCUGAUGUCUGCAUUUGAAACAUUGGGCUGAGGAAGAAUGUCGAAUAGUGUGUUGGAAAGCAUCUGCUCACCAUUUUUUUUCACAGACACAAACCAACUCUGGAUCAUUCGAUUAUGCUCAAAGUAACCAAUGUUGGCUAACCACUUUAUCUUUUCUCAACGUUUAAGGCCUAAAAUGGUAGAUUUUUGUGCCUCUUAAGGUAUUGAUAUUCACUGCCGCAUUUGGGAAAAAGGUAAACACUGAUUCUUAUGGUCUUGGAUGCUUGAAAGAUUACAUCACAUGGACCAUAGCUUGCUUUCCUAUUUUUCUUUAAUGAAAAUAUCAUGCAUGUUCACAUA